Molecule: messenger RNA, 2966 nt
Organism: Lineus longissimus
Lineage: Eukaryota; Metazoa; Nemertea; Pilidiophora; Heteronemertea; Lineidae
Product: tubulin polymerization-promoting protein family member 2-like
Exons: 4
Coding region: 136-675 (179 amino acids)
Biological process (GO): microtubule polymerization; microtubule bundle formation; positive regulation of protein polymerization
Cellular component (GO): microtubule
Molecular function (GO): tubulin binding
Source: RefSeq, a predicted model, not a curated record
CGCUUGGUUCCAGGUUUAGAUCGACCUUAGGUUGUAAACAGCUAGAUUGUCACUCACCAGACGUUUUACCCAGGGUAGUACAAGUGUUGUGUUCGUUCUUUCUUUAGGAUUACCAAUCAAGGACUAAAUUUCAAGAUGGCAACAGGAGGCGAUGACCUUAUUUUCGAGAAGCUAAAGGAGUACUGCGGCUGCACGGACAAGGCAAAGAGCAAGGACAUCGCAACAUGCAUGGCCGAGGCGUGCGCCAAGCGCGGCAAGGGCAAAGCUCUUGACAAGCAAACAGUUAGCCAGGUGUGCGACAACUCCGCGGCAGCAAGUUUUGGAAAGGGCAUGACCUUCAGCCUUACCAAGGCAACUUGCAAGGAAUUUGAGAAGCAGUUUGCGAAGAAGCGCCUAGAGAGAGCGGGAGGCAAACCAAGCGAUGCUGAUGUCGAUGCAGAAAUCGCUAAAAUGAGGGAAGCGCUUGCCCAGUGUAAAAAAGUUGGCCCCAAAACGAAUUUUUCCAAAACUGGCGCUGUGGACAAAAUGACUGACUCAAGUCAGUAUACUGGCGCUCACAAGAGCCGUUUUGGUGAGGACGGAAAGGGGAAGGGUAUCGAUGGACGGGAGGAACGCGCAGACAACACAGGUUACGUCGGAAACUACAAAGGAGCCGGGACCUUUGACAAGAAGUAGACCGGUGACUGAACAUUGCGUACUGAUGGCUAUGCUAUAGAAUUAUAAAAGUAUACGUGGAAAGGAUACCUUAUUAAUACUGAUAAACUGGCAGAAACUGCAUUCCCUACAAUACAAGGAUAGAACCCAUCAAGCAUUACUCGAGAAGUUUACUGGGAGGCUCUGUCAUGUCUAGUCUGUGGUAGACAAGGCUUUAGAUAAGCUCACUGACCGGGAAAUGGACUGAUAGGCUACUGCUCAAGAUUUUUGGCCAAGUUUGCACCAAUAACGUUUUCUCUGCUUUUAGAACUUCUCCAAAACUGGUGGUUUGGACAUGACCGGCCGCCCCUUUCUCCUAAUUGCAGAUGCCCUAAAUGUUGUAAACCCCUCUCAACCUAUCUGGCCAUGUUUUGCAUGCAAUAAACACCUUCUCUUCUUUUAGAACUUCCAUCUCCAAAACUGGUGGUUUGGUCCUUUCUUCUCUUUUAGAACUGGUACAGAGACCCAAACGUAUUGUAAAUGUUGUAACCCUUUCUUAACGAAUAUCUGGCCAUGUUUUGCAUGCAAUAAACAAAUCAAAUUUCUCAUCUUUUAGAAUUUCUCUAAAACUGGUGGUGUCGAUAAAAUGACUGAUUCGAGUCAGUAUACUGGCGCUCACAAGAGCCGUUUUGAUGAGGAUGGAAAGGGGAAGGGUGUCGCAGGACGGGAAGAACGUGCUGAAAACACAGGUUACGUUGGUGCCUAUAAGGGAGAAGGCACUCACGGCAAGUAGAUGGAACAUUACUAAUUCAUAGCAUUCCAGGCCCCAAACUAUGGCUUCUUGGUCACACCAGGUAGGAUAAAGGGCGGAGGAAAAAAGGUUAAAAGUACGUGGGUUGCCCUUGUAAUGUAAGUUGUUGCGGUAUAUUUUGGGUUCCUGUGAUUCUCAGUCGAAGACAGAAGUGAAAUUACUAAGAGUCAACACCACAUGAUUAACCCUUUAGGACUGUCCAAUAAUGACGCCCAUUGCCACGUGCGGACCCAGAAAUUGUCCGAACCUGAAACUUGAAUUUCUGAGCUGUUGAGCUCUGUUAGGUGAAAAAUGCAUGUUUGACAGUACUUCUGCAUGUCACGGUCCUCAAGGGUUAAAUCAAAUGGUUUAUCAGCUUUAUACUUCACCACAUAGAGUAGCAAAUGAGCUUGUUGUUUUUUCCUCCGGAUGUAUAAUGUAAUGGGCCACUUUGAAAAAUGAAAAUAAUUCCGUCCUCCAACACUUUGCCUUGUAAGCUUUGCAGGCCUUUGUGAAUCAAUAUUAUUUGUAAAUGUAAUGGUUUAUACAUAUAGCUAAAAGCAUGCAUGUUAUAAUAUGUAUAAUGUGAUCUGGCAGUAGACAUGUCUUGUUUUGCUUAUUGUUACAAGAUUAGAUAUUUCCCACAUCGUUAAUGCAAAUACAGUAAAUCUGCUGCGUCUUUACAAUUCCACCUCACAGGUCAAUAAUCAUCGAUUUACAACUGGGGAAAGGAGAUUAUUGUCAACUAGGUCCGGCACCAUGGGAACACCCAGGCUGCCAGUAAUGUUUUAGAUCAGGCAACAGGAAAAUCGAUCAUGCGCCAUUACAAGUUUAUAGAUGACAGCACUGCACCAUUUUUCUGUUAGGACAGAUUCCAAGGCAAAUUCUUGCAACAGCACCUGACUGUGUUUACAGUAUUUCACCAGGUUUUGUAGAGGUGGAGCAGAUUCUUAGUUAUAGGCCCUGAGUUGUAUUCUAUUACUCGUCUUAAAUUGUCUUAGAAUUUUAAUGUUUGUAUCUGCUUGGUACAAACUAUGAUACCCGCCCAGCAGACGUCAGGAUCGAAACAUACUGGUCUAUUUACUUCAAACCGAAACUGCUGAGAAACUUAUUUCAACUGCAAGAUAAAGUCAGGGUUACUAGAUGUUGUUCACAUAUAACGGCAUAUUGUUGGACUAAAAAUAUUGAGGUUAACAUCUAUUUGGAUUUAUAUGUAGUCAGAUUCUAUAUUCUAAACCAAAAUGUAUGGUUUUUACUGUGCCAUAGAAACAAAUGAUUUCAAGAUAUCAAUGGUGUCAGCCGCUUGGGAAAAUACUCAAGGUUUCCGACACCUAUGCAAAUUCCAAUUAUUUCAGAAGUGCUGUCAACCCAAUUAUUAUGGCUGGCCUAUUUUUAUAUAAUUGCAACAACGCCUCCACAACUCGUCACAUUAGAAAUUAUCUCCUACUUGAAAUUAGACAUUUUGCACUUCUUCCAAUGGCGAUGUUUAUUCUGUUAUUGUUAGAAGUACAUGUACCUUUAAUAAAUUAUUGAGUAUUGGAAA